Hippocampus zosterae (dwarf seahorse) is the source of this 1717-nucleotide messenger RNA. It is a transcript of the gene cldn12, whose product is annotated as claudin 12. Lineage: Eukaryota; Metazoa; Chordata; Actinopteri; Syngnathiformes; Syngnathidae. Gene Ontology annotation, cellular component: plasma membrane. Bases 195 to 1223 code for a protein of 342 amino acids. The transcript has 4 exons. The record is from RefSeq and is a predicted model, not a curated record.
UGCCUGCAAGACAACAUUGUGGGAAAACUUUGCCUUGAGUAGCCUGUUUACGCCUCUCAUGCUAAUGCGAGCUACUUCAACCGCACUCCGCGAUCUGCUUUAUUCUUAAAAAUGAGCCAUUGUGACAUGCCACAACCUUAAACGUAACCACCAACAGGCUACUUGAAAACAAGCACCUCUCAACACCAACCACAAUGUCAUGCCGCGACAUUCAUGCCACCAAUGCCUUUGCCUUCAUCAUCGCCUUUGUGUCUGUGGCCGGCUUGGCCGUGGCAGCGUUAGUCCCUCAGUGGCGCGUAACCCGACUGGUCACCUUCAAUCGCAACGCCAAGAACAUCAGCGUAUACGACGGGCUGUGGACCAAGUGCGUCAAGCAGGAUGGCUAUUCGGGAUGCUACUAUUAUGAUGCAGAGUGGUACUCCAAAGUGGACCAGCUGGACCUGAGGCUGCUGCAGUUCUGCGUGCCGGCGGCUCUGGCCUUCGGCUCUCUGGCCCUGCUGCUGUGCAUGGCCGGCAUGUGUAAAACCUGCUGCUGCUCCGACAAGCCCGAUCCGGACAUCAAGAGCAUCCGCUUCUUGGUGAACAGCGCCGGCUGCCACCUGGUGGCGGGCGCUUUUCUCUUCCUGGGCGGCGGCGUUGCCAUCGCGCCCUCCGUGUGGUUCCUGUUCGGCACCGAGGAGCUCAACAAGAGAUACGAUGACAUAUUCUCGGACGGCUUUGCUCCGUACGUGUCCAUAGGCUGCUCCGGGGGGCUCAUGCUGGCCGCCCUGCUCAUGUUCAUGUGGUACUGCAUGUGUAAGAAGUUGCCCUCGCCCUUCUGGUUGCCCCUUUCCUCUAUGUCCGCCUCCGCGUCCACCCAGCCGCUCACGGCCAACGGAUUCCCGCCGUCGCCGCUGUACGCUCCCCAAGCUUUGCCGCCUCAGGCCUAUCCUCCCACGGUGAUCGACGCGCAGCAAUACGUGCCCGCGCAGGGCUACAUUCAAAGCGUGGCUGCCCCUGCACCGGCGCAAGUGUACAUGUCUCAGAUUUCUGCUCCUGACGGUUACGGCUCAGAGGUGGGAGGAACCCAGGCCUACAGCUACGCACCUUCGCAUAGCUACGCGCCAUCUCAGACCUACGCGCCGUCACAGAGUUACGCGGCCAGCUACGCCGGCCGCCGCUACUCCACCCGCUCCCGGAUGUCCGCCAUUGAGAUUGACAUUCCCGUGGUGACACACGGCUGAUUGAAUUCCCGAUCAUUGAAGUAAGGUCCUGUGGAGGGGUCUGGAUCUAUUUCAUAUGAAGGAAAAUGACCAUGAAGUCGCGGACCACACACUUGUGCGACUCUAAACUAGGGCUGAAUUAUUUUUUAAAAAAAUGUUUUUUUUUUUCUCCACAAUAUUGCAAUUGUGCUUUAAUAUGCGAUCUUUUUUUUUUCCAAGAUUGUCUUUCAAGACAAGCAAUAAAUUAAUCUGUAUUGCAAUAAGCAAUGUCAUCUCUCUUAAACAUAAAUGUUUGGGUUUUCCAGACAAAUUUGGCAUGAACAUAAUUCAGUCGGUUAUAAUUCAGAUCAUGCAAACAAAUUUAUGGCUUUCUCACUUCAUUUUUUCAUGUCUUAUGAAACAAUGAUAUUUAAACGUCUGGACUGAACUUAUUUAGCACCUCGGCAAUAUACACCUGUAAAAACAUACAGUAAAGUCAUCUGACCAAAAUGAAGUAGAUGACCCCCCCACCCCCA